AGGGUCACUUAGGCCGGAGGGGGUUUUUUUUUAGGCUUGAUUUAGUUUUUCCCCAAACGUUAUCUGGGUUCGUGACAUGUCAUGUUCAGCCCUAAAAUUACGUGGAACAUGAGAUUUAUGAUGUUCUUGAUAGCAUUAUGGAUAAAUUGGGAAUUUGUAAUAUUUACAUUAGCCCAUUUUAUCGACGAAGAUGCAAUAAUUGAUACAAAUCGAGCCCACGAGUCGCUCAAAGCACAGCAGUCUCCGGCAGACUUGGAGAGGUUGUAUUUGAGAACCCAAGAUGCGCAUGAUGAUGUUUGUAAAGUAUAUCUGAACACUACAUCUUCAAGAGAUCUAGCAGAUGUUUCGAUCGAAAACACGUUCAAGUGCCACGCGUGUGAAGACCACGGCUUGAAUGAUAAAUGGCGAAACGCGGGACGAAAUAGACCGAAUCCCACGCAAAAUGAAGAAUUUGAGGAAUUUCCCAGAGAACCUGUGACUUGGCGAUACUUGAGACAUCAGCAGAAUUUGGAUGGAGUCGUGGUGUCUGACGUCUAUCAGCCAUUGUUUCAUUGUGACAAUGAUCUUCUUUGGAUGAAGUUUGCCAUCACCCGGCACUCGAAUCCGCGCUUGAUUAUCAAGACCAACUGGACUGAUUCACUCUCACAAAAGCAGUGUCAGUGUAUCCAAAGGAAUGAUGGGCCAUCAAUGCUGCUGAGGACCCAUUUCAAAGACUGCUAUGCUCUAAAAUGGAUUCGAGGCAGAAGGAUGUACUACUCUGUAAGGAUACUUUACUUUGAUCGUCUUCUAAUGAAGAAUUUAUCCGGCACUGCGACCUGUCAUGCUGCCUUCCUGCCACAUGAUGUGCCUUCUACAAGAAAAUCACCCGAAGUUAUCUGUGGAAAGCCAUAUGUGAUUGUAAAAUUACCAGCCAAGAAGAUUAUAAAUGUUAAAGUUUUGGAUAUGCCCAUGCACUUGCCUCGUCCAGUCCUUUGGAAAAGUCACCAUGCUGUGUUUGUCAAAUUGAAGCACUCGGCAAUCAUGGAUGGAAUGCUCCAGGUGGAUUUUCUUGAUAUGACUGGUAAAACACGGACAAUCAAAGGGUCCUGUGUUCAACAGACAUUUAAAAAUGCCAUUAGAAAACGAAGACAAGACCCAUUCGAUUUUAUUUGGGAAUUGGAUCCAAUACCAACAGUUCCCUUUAAACCAGACUGGGCAACAAUCACUGCCCCCUUACACACUAUGAUCCACACUGGAAUCGAUCCUCCAGAGUCCGGUGUUCCUAGUAUUGUCACCACUGGACCAUUUGAUGUUCCACCUGAUGCAACAGUAGAUGGCGGUCUAGAAACGUCACCAAGCACAGAUAGACAGGCAACUACUACUAUUGAUGUUAAUGUAGAACUUGGGAUGGAUGUUGGUCUUUCAGAUUUUGACGUCAAACCCACUGUUCCUUGUGGCGAAUUUGAAGGAACCACUAAAAUGACCCAAAGGAUACUUCCAUCCAGCACAUCUAAAAAUCCAGACCCCACUACAUGGACAAGCAUGCAACCCUUUAGGCCAGCUGAGAUGACUCCUGAUGGAACCCAGAAAUUAGAAACCUCAAGGGCUGCUACACAGCCAAGCAGAAUCACCAAAACUGCACCUACUCUUGUUCAUGAUGAUGGAGAGUUUUGGGUAGAUUUUGGUCUUUCAGAUUUUGAUGUCAAACCCACUGUUCCUUGUGGGGAGUUUGAAGAAAACCCUAAAACGACCCGGAGAAUGCUUCCAUCCAGCACACCUAUAAACAUGGUUACAUUCAGGCCACCUGAUAUUACACUUGUAACAAACCAAACAGCAGAAUUCUCAACUGUGGCUAUACAACCAGGCAGAAUCACCAAAACUGCAACUCCAACAGUUCAUGCUGAUGUAGAGUUUGGGACAGAUUUUGGACUUUCAGAUUUUGAUGUCACGCCCACAGUUCAUUGUGGGGAAUUUGAAGAAACCCCUAAAACAACCACAAGGAUACUUCCAUCCACCACACCUUUAUAUCCAGACCCCACAACAAGGAGAAACACCACUCCUUUCAGGCCACCUGAUAUAACUCUUGGUACAACCAUACAAGUAGAAGCCUCUAUUGUGUUUUCACAGCCAGGCAGAAACACCAAAACUACAGCUACUGCUGAUGUAGAGUUUGCAACAGAUUUUGACCUUUCAGACUUUGAUGCCAUACCCACUCUUCCUUGUGAGGAAUUUGAAAAAACUCCUGAAACAACCCAAAGUACACUUUCAUUAAGCACUCCCACACAUACAGAACAUACUACAUUGAAAAGCACAAGAAUUGACUUUGAUAUACCAUUGACAGAAACAACUACCACUUCAGCUCAAACUACUAGUAUUGGUACCACUUCAGAAAUUACUACCAUGGAUACCACUUCUGCAGAAAAUGCUACCCUUGGAACCACUUUUGCAAAAACUACUACUCUUGGCACCACUUCAGUGGAAAGUUCAUCCAUGGGCACAACUUUUGCAGAACCUACUACCCUGGGUUCCACUUCAGUUGAAACUACAACUUCUGUUAGUUCAACAGGUGUAGUUUUGGAAACGACCACAUUUGAAGUGACAACUGAUGAAACAACCUCAGCUAUAACAAUGUCUGGCUUAACAUCUGCUGUUGAAACCACAAUGCCUGAAACUCCCACUUCUGUAGAAACUUCUACUCUUGGUACCACAUUGAUUCAAAUUGCUACCAUGGGCCCCACUUCACCAAAAACAACUACCUUGGGCAUGACUACUUCUGUUACACCUACAACUUCAGUUAGUUCAACAGGUCUAGUAUUGGAAACAUCCACAUUUGAACAGACAACUGCUGAAAUAACCUCAGCUAUGACAACGACGGGCUUAACAUCUGCUUUUGAAACUACAAUGGCUCAUACUAACACUUCAUCCCUAGUUAUUACACUUGGCACCUCUUCUAUAGAAGCUAGUACCCUGGGAACCAUUUCUGUGGGAACCACUUCUGCAGAAACAACUACCCUUGGCACCACUUCUGUAGAAACAACUAUUCUGGGGCCCACUUCUGCAGAAAUGACUACCCUUAGCACCACUUCUGAAGAAACUUCUAUCAUUGGCACUACUUCUGUAGAGUCGACCACUCUGGGCACUACUGCUGCAGAAACCACUAUCUUGGGCACCAGUUCUGUUGAAUCCACCACUCUGGGCACCACUUCUGUAGAAACUACAGCUUUGGUCACUUUUACAGAUCUGGUAUUGGAAACUACCACGUUUGAAAUGACAACUGUGGAAAAUGAAACAUCUGCCACAGAUCUACGUCUGCAGAAACUACUACCUUUUACACCACUUCUAUUGAAACUACUACCCUAG
Messenger RNA from Carassius carassius (crucian carp), 3339 nucleotides. RefSeq names its product mucin-2-like. The record is from RefSeq and is a predicted model, not a curated record. Bases 82 to 3339 code for a protein of 1085 amino acids. NCBI's taxonomy places the organism in Eukaryota, Metazoa, Chordata, Actinopteri, Cypriniformes, Cyprinidae. The transcript has 8 exons.